UAACUAUUUUAAAUGGUUAAGGGAGGAUAGCUGUUACUUUGCACAGCUUGACACUUACUGAAUGUUUUCUGUAUGAUUAUACUUUAGUAGCGGUAAAAUCCCCUCCGUAAAACAGGUUCUUACCUCAUCCCAAAGGUGUUGACUCCACAAGUGAUGAGUCAGUCAAGUUUCGAAAGGUAGACUGUACAGACAUUCCGAUAUAUUUUUAGGAGUUGGAUUCUUCGCCAAGCUUUAGUGUCGUCAGUCAGUAACGUUUGAACAAGAUGGAGGAACAGCCGGAGACCAAGUAUUGCAACAAUUGCAAACGAGACAUUCCAGCGCAGAAUUUCGUGAUGCACCAGUCGCACUGCCAGCGGAACAUCGUGCUGUGUGACCACUGUAAGGAGCCCGUGCCUCGCACUGAGAUGGAGGAACACUUUGAGGAGACCCAUGCCCAGGUCAAAUGCAAAUGUGGAACGUCAGUGGAAAAGUGCAAGUUGGAAGAGCAUGAGACCGAUGCGUGUCCACUGCGACCAGCCCAGUGCCAGUACUGUGAGAUAGACCUCUCCCAUAAGGACCUGGCCUCCCACUUGGACUACUGCGGCACUCGUACCGAGGAGUGCUUCAAAUGUCACCAAAGAAUCAUGAAGAAAGACGAAAUCCAACACGAGGCCUCCAACUGCAAGUACCCCGAACCCAAGCCCCUGUUGAAGACAAGCUCCGAAUCUUCGGUGCGAGACCUCCCGUCGCACUACCAGUACGGGAUUUUCAACCGUUACGCGUCCGAGUUCGACAUCCCCAUGGAGGCGGACUCGCCCUUUGAUCUGGAGCAGCCAAUCAGAUCGGUGGAUUCGGACCACUCCCUGAUGGUGAGGUCGCGGGGCACGAGAGCCCGCCUGGCCAACCAGGGGCCGGCGAGAAACCGGAUAUCGAGCGAUAGAGACGUUCCGAUGCCAGUGCCGAGGGGCAUGGCGCAGACGAAGAAGGGAGCAAAGAACAAGUCGACCAAUGUGAGCGCAGCGAGGGGCCGUGAUAUUCCACCCAGACGGGGCUCGCAGUCCCGACCUAGGAGAGACUCAGGUCACAGUGAUGAUUCGGACCCAGACUGGGUCCUGGCUAGGCACCUGGCCCACGACCUGUCCGACCACGAUGACCACGAGCUGGACACUCUGCUGGGGCUUGACCGCUCCUCGAACAACAACGGCAUGCUGCACACAGGAGGCCUGAUGCACAGUCCACCACUCAACAGGCCUCACCACAUGACAACAGCUGUCACCAACGGAGAUGACACUGCCCUCCCAUGUGAGUUCUGUCAGGAUCUGUUCCCUAUCGACAUCUUGAUAGAACACCAGUCUGGGUGCAACCCGUACCUAUCCCAUGCUCCUGUGAAGUAUGGUGGUAACCUGACCGCCCCCAGCACACAACAACCACCUGCUAACCAGGGGGACAACAGGGACAGGCAAAACGCAGGGUCUGGUCACCCCUCCGUCAUGGACAACUUGGGAUAUUCCUCUGUGGAGGACAGACUGAGGAGCAUUCCCCUAGACCCAAUUCCAGUACCAGACGAUGACGCCCCCAUGUUGCCGUGUGAGUUUUGUGGAACACUACUGCCUGCAGACUUUCUCAUCCAGCAUCAGUCUGUUUGUCAGAUGGAUGAUCUCAGGUCAGAGGCACCCACACCACGCCCCCCUGCACAGCUACCCCCCUCCGUGGCUUCCCCUGUCCGCAGACACAAACCCCCCAAGGACCAGUAUUCCGAGACCGGCCCAACAAGACGAGUCAAGAGACAAGGUGACCCUUCAGCAUCAUUUCUCUCAUUUGGAGACUCACCGCCCACCAACCACCGCAUCAAGCCAGUAGGGCCCAAGAAGAAUCCUGGCGGUACACGGCCAGGUGCCACAACCAUUACCAACCACUUCACCAGCCCACACCAAAAAAGUAGCACCAAGUCAUCAUCUAAUGUCAAAACGGGGCAAUUCUCGGAGCCACGAGAGGAGGGCGAAUCGCCGGAACUUGCGCCACGAUACCGGGCGAACAGUGCGGCGAGAACGAGAAAGACGCUAGAGUCGCUUCUUCAGGACGACAACAUGGCCACGUCCGAGAUUCUGGAUCGGAUGGAGGAGCACAAGAGACAGAAGGGGAGGAAAGGGGCAUGGGGAGAGGAAACAGAGAUAGAUUUAACCAUGGACGAACCAAAAGUGAAACCACAGCCUAAAAACAAGCCGUCCAGAAGGCUAGGGGGACCACAGCAGCCUGAACCUAUGCCUGGGUACCAGGCUAGCUUUGCCAUGGGUCCUGGGGCAUCGAGGUCAACCAAGGUCAAACCCACAGUCAAGUCUUCCUCAAGAUCCGUACCGAGUGAAGAAGGUACAGGUACAACCAAUGGCAGAAGGAGGACAGACAGUAAUGGUGCCAACAGUAGAACUAAGGCUGGCCAAUCCUCGCGUAGAAGGAUGCGUCACGAUGAAGUCUGACCGUGAUACAAGUGUUGCAGUAAUCUUUUCUCCAUAAGGCCCAGUGAUGACUGUCUGUACUACAGCUUCAGUGAGAAUGUUGCAUAAUGAACUUCUGUACUUUGUUGUUCACAGACAUGCUCAAGCUGGUACUAAGUACAUGUAUCUCAUUGGACAGCACCAAAUUGCAUCAGGUAUUUGCAAAGUGGCGCCAACCCAUGCAAGGUGGCUCGAAUCAGUGUACUUUGUCACCUAAAGUGGUGAUGUUUUUUGUAGAGGUCACGUAAUAUCCCUUUUCAUUGCACCCACGUGUGAUCGCAAAGGACAACUGGCAAAAGUUUGCAAAGUUGGAACAGUUUCCUAGUGUAAUUUUACACUGUCCUGUGAGAAAUCUACUUUUAAUAAAUUACUGUUCACAGACAUGCUUAGGAAUGCUGUGUGAUCAUGAUCAGUGAAAAUGACAAACACACAAACAAACACAGAAAAAUAAAAUCUCCUAAAAGGUAAUCCAAGAAUGUGUACAUGCUAAUUCCUAAUGUGGAACAACCCAGAAUGUUAUUUCAAACGUUAAAGCUUGGUACAUCCAAAAUGUAAUGUUUCGAUGGUAAUGUUGAUUGUAUUGUCAUUAUUAUAUCCAAUUGAGAGAAACAUCUGAGUACAAAGUGGUGAAAAUCCAACUACCACAGUUGAAGAAGAAAGUAAAAAGUACUGAAAAGGUGAUACGGUAAAGGUAUCCUUACAAGACACUUAGGCCUUUGGUCAGAAAUUGAAGAAGGAUUUUUUUUAAUGUCUUUUUAAAAGAUGAAUGUACAAUGUUUAUGUACUGUAAAAUAUCAUGAUAAGUGUCAAGUAGCAAAGUCCACAAGAUUGGUGCCUCCUUUCUCCUUGUUACAAGUUACAACUGAGGAAAUGAUUUUGACAUAGACACAAGUGCUACUUUAAAACAAAUUGCAAUUAGAAUAAAAGUGAACUACAGUUAUUUUUUGCCAAAAUUUUCUAUUUCAUGUAAAUUUAAAUGCGUAAUGAUGUAUUAUCGCAAAUAAAUUUUUCAGGCAUUAUGUUUAGUUAUAAGCUGCAGCUGCAUGUGUUAAGGUUAUGUGCAGGUCCUUGUUUGUGAAGUAAGAACAAACAGACAAAAAUUGUCAAGAAUUUAAAGUCAAUACUAAAAAUCUUGAAAUGUUUGCAAUGAUUUUAUCUUCAUGGUUUGCACAGUGAAAUUAUGAUACCAGCACCAUAUGUUUCAUAUUUCCACUGUGGAAGACACCUUUUGCAUUAACCACAAACUUGAAACAUUGCAAAAGCCUCCCUUUUCCUCCUACCCAGAAAUUCACUCCCCACAAAAAUUAAGGAAUUUACGGCAGUCGGCCAUGGACAAGUAGGCACCAUGAUAUGUCUGACAAGCCUUGGACAACUACCGUUAGUGUCUGUUCAUGUCUAUUAUUAAAACAAUACUAUUCACAGUUUUCCAGUCCCACACAUUAAAAAAAGGCCCUUGAAAAUAUUGUGCACAGUGAGGGGCUAGUGGACCAAAGCGAGCAUAAGCCUACUUACAGAAAUACCUGAUGAAUUCCCUGAAGUCUUGGAAACAAACAUACUAUUAGGCUAGCCCCUGAGGUGUCGCCAAAAAAUAUCAAAUGGGUGUUGGUGCUAGAAUUAGAAAUUGUCCUACACUUCAGUAAUCUUGAAAUGUAAUGAAUGUCCUUUUGAGAGAUUGUCUUUGAUCCAGUAACAUAUCUCUGUAUCUUGUACUAUUUCAAAAAUGACAUCUCUUUAACCUUCAUCGCACUAAGGGUGCUACACUGCCCAACAUAUGGUGACCACAUUGUGAACAAGCUCUAACAGAUUGUUAUAGAAUGUAGAAUGCCUUUGAUAUGAGGGCUUGUGUCUCACUUCCUGUUAUAUUCCUUGCAUUGUAUGCAACCAAUCAGACUCCUUGUAUCAAGGGUAGAUGUAUAAGGCAACCAAUCAGAUGCCUUGUAUCAAGGGAACAUAGCAAUUGAGAUGUUUCUUUCACACAGCACUUAUUUGACAUGACAUGACCAAUCAGAAGGCUUGUUUCAUUCAAUGUUUGGUCCAACGGUCACAAUGAUUAGGAAGUUAAGAAACUUGUAAAUUAAGUAGACUUAUAUCAAAUGCUUGCCAAAAAAUAUUUGUCUAACUUACCAAUCUGUAAAAUGCUUUUGAAUAUGACAUUUCUUUAUGGAAUGUUAUUUUACAUGUACAUCUCUACUGACAUAAGUUUCAGACCAUAUAUGAUCAUAUUUUAACAUGAUUUUUUGUAUGAACAUCAAUUGUGAAUGGGCAGUGCCUUUUUACUUAAAAGAGUUCAUUGUAAAAUAUAUUUUUUGUGUUGCAAACUUAUACAGAAUUACAUCUUGAUGUACAUAUUAGUGUAGUAAGUAUGGUUAAUAACAACGUAGUGACUAAGUGUCUGGAUAUUGAGUAUUAGACAGAGAUUGCUUGUCAAAAAAUGUGGGAAUGAAUUAAAAGAUUUUACCGAGAUAUGA
Messenger RNA from Branchiostoma floridae (Florida lancelet), 4939 nucleotides. Its product is annotated as TRAF-type zinc finger domain-containing protein 1-like. The transcript is spliced from 15 exons. NCBI's taxonomy places the organism in Eukaryota, Metazoa, Chordata, Leptocardii, Amphioxiformes, Branchiostomatidae. Bases 264 to 2453 code for a protein of 729 amino acids. The record is from RefSeq and is a predicted model, not a curated record. Gene Ontology annotation, molecular function: zinc ion binding.